This is a messenger RNA of Achroia grisella, 1910 nucleotides long. Its product is annotated as protein C12orf4 homolog. The coding region runs from base 170 to 1804 and encodes 544 amino acids. The transcript is spliced from 8 exons. The record is from RefSeq and is a predicted model, not a curated record. Gene Ontology annotation, cellular component: cytoplasm. Lineage: Eukaryota; Metazoa; Arthropoda; Insecta; Lepidoptera; Pyralidae.
UGUAUUUGUAAGCAAAUCGUUUUCUAAAAUUGUAUCUUUAUUCUAAGUGUAAAUGAAUACUUUAAAAUGAUAUAUGUUACUUACAAAAUAUAAAGACACUUCUGUGUAAACCUACUCACCUUUGUGGUCGUAUUUGAAUGAAUUAAUACGAUUAGAAAUAGACGUAAAAAUGACUGCCGACACUGUGGACAAUCCAACCAAAACGUUUAAAUACUCAUUCCCUACGUGUACGAACGAGGAUGUGUUGUUCAAACUGGAGGUGCCCGUACAGAUACCUCACGAGGGCUCCACGAGGGAGUUGGUGCAGCGAAUCCUCAACAUGUUUCACAUACCGGUCUACUUGGAAGAUGAUCUGAAUGAGAAACUAGCAGAGUUUGUGGCAGAGGAGACAAAGAAUUUCCACAAUGACAGAGACGAGAAGCUACUGAACCAGCUCAAAACUAGUGAAAUCAAUGUAGAAGGUAUCAUCAAAAACUGGGAGAAACUUUUCAAAGAUAAUGUGAUGGAGUUUGCUGAACAGAAAGGCACGUCUGAUGAAGAAGUGUUUGCAGCUGCUUACCACAAGUUGGUGCAUUCACCGGCCUUGGAGACAAUAUUACAAGUGGAAAAUUCGUAUGCAAAGACAGUCACAAACAUGUUAAAGAACAGAGAUGAAGAUAUUGAGAAGCUUACACAGAGGCAAACAGAGGAAAUGGACGAGAAAAUGCAUCUACUAAAGUUAUCAACAACCGAUGACCAAUCAUCAGAGCUCAAUGAUGAUAUCAACGACCUCGCGCGCCGCCAUUUCGAUGAGCAGUCACUGGUGACCGCUCGCUGGGGUUCUCAGAUCGAUGCCUUGUGUCAAACGCAGCGAGCGCAGCAUCGGACCUGGCUGAUGAACACUCUGGAUGAGUAUCAGACCACGUCAGCGUUAAAUACACCCAGUAAUUCCCCACUGGCGACGUUCUCCCCUGAGCGGCUGAUGACACCAGCGAUGGCGCCCCACCAGCGGAUGGAGGAGAGCUUCACCAUCCACCUCGGCAGCCAGCUCAAGCAGACCCACAACAUUCGCAUCGUCGCCAUGGACCUCCUGGACUUGUGCACCGUGCAACACGUGGACAACCCUACGGAGGCAUCUCGUCGGCUGCAGACGUCGCUGGCGCUGUACUCGGGCGAGCUGUCGGGCGUGGUGCUGCUGGCCCCCAGCGGAGCCCCCACCGCGCCCGCAGGGCUCCACGCCGCCGCCGCCGCCUCCGCCGACCACCACUUCCCGCCCCUCGACGUUCAGCUCAAGGAUAUCGCCGACAGGAUCAAGGAACCGUUGGAGGCGCGAAACGUACAGCGAGCAGGGUCUGGGACUGGGUCAGGGUCUGGAUCUCGGGGCGGGCGCCUGUCGGCCGGCGACGUGUACGUAACACGUCACAGCAACCUGGCAGACGCUCACCUCGUGUUCCACCUGGUCGCAGACGACGCUGCGCUGCGAUCUGGAGACAUCACGUCGCGCCACCCGGCCAUCCUGGGGCUGCGCAACAUCCUGAAGGCUGCGUGCUGCAAUGACGUCACCACCAUCUCCCUGCCGCUGCUGCUGCGACAUGAUCUCGACGAGGAGACGACGGCGGCGUGGUGCGGGCGGCGCGCGGAGCUGGUGCUGAAGUGCGUGAAGGGGUUCGUGCUGGAGGCGGGCGGGUGGGGCGGCGCCGAGCUGCGCACGCUGCAGUUCGCCGCGCCGCCCCGCACCGCGCCCGCGCUCUUCAUGGCGCUCGCGCACCACCUGCCCGAGAUCUUCCGCCUCUCCAACCCCGUCAAGGUGAAGCCGCCCCCCUAGUGCCCCACUCCCUCCCCCUCCUAGUUCCGCCCCCGCGCUCUUCAUGGCGCUCGCGCACCACCUGCCCGAGAUCUUCCGCCUCUCCAACCCCGUCAAGGUGAAGCCG